AUGGAGUUUAAAAUUAACGAGGAUUUCGCCAAGCGUUAUAACCAGUACCGUCAGAAGGAGGAGUACUCGAAACUGAAAUCGCGUUUUGGUGACAUCAAGCUCAGCAAAAGGAAAAAGGCGGCCGGCGCCGACGACGAGAGUGGCGCUGACUCCGAUUCUUCCUCCUCAUCCUCUUCGUCGACCUCGUCCACUGCAGAGGAAUGGGAACAAAGAGAACACGAGGAUUUUUUGCGGCUCUAUGACGCCCUCUGUCGAGGCGACCCGGCUGUGAAUGACCCCAACAAGACCUGGUUCCGUCCUCGACCUGCGGAGGGAGACGAGGAGGUGGAGACGGAGGUGGAGGAUGUGAAGGAGGCCGAGGAGGAGCGGGAAAAGGAGGAUGACAGCUCGAAGAAAAAGAAGAACAAAAAGUUGGCGGAGAAGCCGGUCCUUCUGAAGGAUCAUGUUAGGGAGGUACUCCUAUCGGGCAACAGCGCCGUUCCGGAAGCCCAGGCUGCAGAGGGCUCAAAUAAAUUGAAAGGCAAGAAGAACGAGGAUCCGGCCGUACUGAAGAAGGCCUUUUUACGUGAAACAGAGGGCCUGUUUGAGACAGCCGACGGUGAAGAAGCCCCACUUCUGCAGCCGAAGAUGUCCAGCGAGCAGGAUUCCACAAAAGCCAGCAGCGGAAAGCCCAUUCCUGUUAGUUAG
Dibothriocephalus latus is the source of this 687-nucleotide messenger RNA. The record is from the annotation of a GenBank genome assembly. NCBI's taxonomy places the organism in Eukaryota, Metazoa, Platyhelminthes, Cestoda, Diphyllobothriidea, Diphyllobothriidae.